AUGCGCCUGGAUGUUGAUGCUGUGCCGAAGCGACCGCCCUCAAAGAUUGAUCUUAUGCUCGUGGAUGCUGGCGACAAGCGCCGCUCCAGCGUCGCCACCCCGCCGACGACCCCCGCCAUUGGCCAGCGCGGAUCUGCCCGCGUGCGCACGCCUUCGGUCCUACUUUCCUCGCACCCCGGCGAGAAGGUCCCGUCCCUGCAAUCGAUUGCCGCGUCAAAGAAUCGCCAACUCGCCCACUGCUUGCGCAUGAUCAAAGAUCUGCUCCGGCUGAAGGACGCGUUUGGCUUUUCGAAACCAAUCGACCAACUGUGGGCCAUUGACCAGUUGCCGGGCUACUUUGAUAUCGUGAAGAACCCCAUGGAUCUGGAUACCGUGCGCCAGCGCUUGGAGUCUGGACACUAUCUUACAACGCCAGGGAAAGAAGAGGUCGAGGAAGUCUCAUUUGACACCAAAGCCUUUUCAAAGGACAUGCGCCUCAUUUUCAAGAACGCGCAGACAUACAACCGCCCCGGCGACACUUUUUACGAAGCUGCCAAGCGUUUGUUGGAAAAGUUUGAGGCAAAAAUUGCACAGAUGCCCUCGCUCGAACAGCUUGCCGCCCAGGCCGCGAAGAAGAACAAAAAGCGGAAAAAGGGGCAGACCAGCUUCACAGAGGGGUCGAAGAAGCAUGAGUCGGUCAAGCGCCGCAAGUCUGGGGAGGGUGGCGCGAGCAGUCAACCGAAGAACCGGCCGACAGCGAAGAAGAAGGUGCCCGCGGGGGGCAGUAAGCCCAAGACUGCGGCUACCACUAACAGUCGCAAAAAGACUGGCGCGAAAUCCGCACCAGUCGUUACUAAAAACGUAGAUAGCAUGAGUGCAGAAGAGUUGGAGGCUCGAUUCCGCGCUCUCGAGAGGCAGCGAGCAGUAACCCAACCAGGUUCGCCAGCUGCUUCCUCGACGGGACUUUCUUCCUACGUAGCAGAAGCACAAGCAUUGUAUAGUGUGAAAGUGACGGAGGAUGAAAUCAUCGAGUUGAGUCAAAGUAUCUUCAAGCUGCCGCCCGAAAAGAUCAAAAAGGUGAUCGCAUUGGCAUCCAAAAACCAAAACUCUUCAGUUGAAGUUACCCAGGAUGAGGAGAUCGUCUUGGACUUUGAGUCGAUGAACAACAAGACGCUUCGAGACAUUCAGGCGCUUGUGAGACAGACUCUAUACAAGAACAAGAAGGGCCCAAUAGAGAGCGGGCCGAACGCUGAUGUGUACCAGAUGACCCAUUCGAAAGUCUUGGAUGAGAUGGACAAAAUCCGCGCUGUGCAUCGAAAGCGGUCAAAGGGCAAGUCUGGCAACGGGGAAAAGAAUCCCAAAUCAUUCUACGACUCUGACGAAUCGAGUUCGGAUUCAGACGACUCGGAUGGGAGUGGCAGUGAAAGCGAUGAUGAAGGCUCCAGCUCUGGCGAUUCUUCAGAUGACGAAUCAGGCUCAGACUACAUGCGGAAGACAAGGGAAAGAAAUCUAGCACAUCAGCAAGCAAUGCAGGCAGCUGGCACGCCAUUGCCAAGUCCCCCGUACCAGAACCGCGUCGCAUAGCUGUCAUUGAUCCUUGAGAUUUUUUUUUAAAUAGAAGUUCUGUAUGUCUUCACAAUAUAACGCCGUUUUAACUGAAAUGGAUAAAGCGAAUAGUGUGAUGCGGCGAGUACUUGUUCGUAUUACCAGUCUUCA
Molecule: messenger RNA, 1695 nt
Organism: Chondrus crispus (carragheen)
Lineage: Eukaryota; Rhodophyta; Florideophyceae; Gigartinales; Gigartinaceae
Exons: 2
Coding region: 1-1563 (520 amino acids)
Biological process (GO): chromatin remodeling; regulation of DNA-templated transcription
Cellular component (GO): nucleus; chromatin
Source: RefSeq, a predicted model, not a curated record